Messenger RNA from Rhizophagus irregularis DAOM 181602=DAOM 197198, 228 nucleotides. Lineage: Eukaryota; Fungi; Glomeromycota; Glomeromycetes; Glomerales; Glomeraceae. The record is from RefSeq and is a predicted model, not a curated record.
AUGACAGAUGAUAAUUUUAACUUUAAUGGUAAUCAAUAUGUUUCUCUUAAAAAGCAACAAUUAUAUUAUGGUUUACAAUCUGUAUCAAACCAUAAUAUAGAUACGCAAGAAGUAGAUCAAGAAAAUGUUAUUUCAAUUGGAAAUCCUAUAAUUCGACGUCCUAAAGGAAGACCACCUGGAACUGCGAGGUUUAAGGGACCUUUACAAACUUUCAACUCAACCCAAUGA